Messenger RNA from Oppiella nova, 543 nucleotides. NCBI's taxonomy places the organism in Eukaryota, Metazoa, Arthropoda, Arachnida, Sarcoptiformes, Oppiidae. The record is from the annotation of a GenBank genome assembly.
AUGAAUGAAUUUGAAGUGAAAAGUGAAGAUCAGAAUAAGUGUGAUGUGAUGUCUGGGGAACGCCUUUUCUACAAUAGGGUUCCCAAGUGUGGGAGCACUACACUCAUCACACUUCUCAGAAAACUAUCAAAACUCAAUGGAUUCAUACAUUUGAACUCAAAAAUAUACGACAAACGAAUGCUUGACAUUAAACAACAAAGUUUCGAAAAUUGUGUGAAGAGUAAAGACCCGGAAUGUGCCUAUAAUUACAACAAUUCGUUUGUCAUGUCUUUAGUGCCCUAUUUUUGCGGACAAAGUGACAAAUGCUUGCAAAUGGGAGACAAGUGGGCUCUUGAAGUGGCCAAACAUAACAUCGAGAAGUCGUAUCAAGUGAUAGGAGUACUCGAGCACAUGAAUAUCACAUUAAAUACUGUUAUAUCCGGACCACGAGAGCACAUAACCCCUCACCUCUUCGGCGGUCGCGUCCACCUGAGCCUCAAACGCAUCGCUUCUCAUCUCGUCGUCAAAGGGGAGUCUGACGGAGGCGUAGCCCUCGUCCACUAA